AUGAUAAUAAUAAUAUUAACAAUAAUAACAAUAAAAAUAUUAACAAUAAUAAUAAUAAUAAUAAUCAUAAUGGUGAUGAUAAAAAUUUACAUAUGAUGAAUAAACUCAAGUACCUUGAACGAGAACAUUUUAUUAAUGAGAGUAACCCUAAAUAUUAUAAUUCAAAUAUAAAUAAAAGCAACCAUUACCAUUAUAAUGAUAAGAACAAUAACAAAAAUAAUAUUAAUCAAUAUGAAAAUCAUAAUGAUAAUAUUAAUAUGUAUAAUAAAAAAUAUAAUGAUCAUCUACCUUACGAAGAAGAUGAAAAAUAUACAAGUAAUAUUACAAAUCUGGUUGAAAAUGAUAGUGAUUAUAUUAUUAAAAAUAUAGGUAAAAAAUACAUACUGAACGAAGAUAGUGAUCAAUUAAAUAAAUUAUUAGAUUUAAGAAAAAACAACAAAAAAAAAAAAAUGAGAAUUCAAAAUAAUCAAAAAUAUUCAUAUCAAGAUCAUUUUUAUUAUGAUGACGAAGUUAGUGAUAAAUAUAUGUCUAAAACUUUAAAUGAA
Plasmodium gaboni is the source of this 545-nucleotide messenger RNA. RefSeq lists its product as hypothetical. NCBI's taxonomy places the organism in Eukaryota, Apicomplexa, Aconoidasida, Haemosporida, Plasmodiidae. The transcript has a single exon. The annotation marks the transcript as partial. The record is from RefSeq and is a predicted model, not a curated record.